AAAAAUUACAAAAAUCAUCAAAUUUAAAUUAGGUGGUAGUUUAUGUGUCAUUUUUAUUAAUUUCUCAAUAUUUACCAUGUGUUUUUUAAAAAAUUACAAAAAUCAAUAAUGAAAAUAAUUUAUAGUCGUUCAUUUUGUUUUCUCAAUCUCAUCUAUUUCAUCUCCCUUUCCAUUCCCCUUUCCUUUCUCAAUUUCUUCAUAAUCCCCAUGCUCUAAUCAUUUCUCGGGCCAUAAACCUAGUAAUUUUAAUUUUGAGACAUCACUUGGGGCCUGAUCUCUUCGGCUUAAUUUCAAUUCAGUUCAUUUUAGCAAAUUAGAACAGAGCCUUAGAGUAUAAAUAACUUAACUUUGCUUCUUUCUUCCUUAAUUUGGAAUUUCUUUUUCUAAAUUUGGUGAUUUAGACUUCAAAGUGGAUGAAAAAAAAAUACUCGUACCACAAUAGUACCAAAAUCAAUUAAUUUCCAAACAUAUUUUCCUUACCCAAAAACAUGUUAAAUGUAAAAAAUCACAUAACGACAUUGUACUAAUGGCCCAUCAAUAAUGUAUGUAUUCAAAUCUUGACAACACAGAAUUACUAGUUUUUUUUUUUUUUUUUUUUUUUUUUUUUGAAGGAACACAGAAUUACUAGGUUCCUCAAACGAUAUGAUGAAUUUUCAUACCUCCUAUAAAUCAACGCCAUAAAAUGCAUUUUCCUCAUCUUUCAUACCUCAACAAACAACCUUACAUCAACCUCAAGAGAAACACAAAAAAAGUUAGAAAAAAAAUGGAGGAUUACACUCCUAAUUUGCAGUUAAUUCUGCUAGUUAUUUUAGCUAUAACUCUGAUUCCUACAUUGGCUAAAUACCAUAAUACUCGAAAAUCGAGAAAAACUAUAAACAAGCGUGGCAAGAUCAACAAGCAACUUCCUCAACCAUCAGGGGCAUUGCCCUUCAUAGGCCACUUACAUCUUCUAGGUGGCAAAAGAACCAUAGCCCGGACCCUCGGAGCCAUGGCUGACGAAUGCGGGCCGAUCUUUUCCCUCCGCCUCGGCCAACAGCGGGCAGUAGUCCUGACUUCCUGGGAGAUAGUAAAAGACUGUCUACUCAACAAUGAUGCUGUCACCGCAACACGGCCUACUAUGGCUUUGAGUAAGUACUUAGCUUACAACUACGCGUCAUUUGCUAUCUCUCCUUACGGUAAAUACUGGCGUGAUAUGAGAAAGAUAGCAACUGUUGAGCUUUUCUCAUUAAAGAGGCUUGAGAAGAUGAAGCAUGCUCGAGUUUCCGAGAUAAACUCCUGCAUCAAACAUCUGUUUAAGGAAUGCAGAGAGAUUUCAGUUUCAGACAGUAAGUAUCAGUCUGGCAGGAUCUCGCUGUGUAAGUGGAUCGAGUGCACAAGUUUUAACAUUGCUAUUCGUAUGAUAGUUGGAAAGACGUUUUCUCCUCAAUCAUACGAAGAAAGUAGCACCUUUGCUUCGCGAUUUAAGAAGCUAAUAGGCAAAGCUACGUACGUUGCUGGGGUGGCCGUGCCCUCGGAUUUCAUACCGUCUAUCGAAUGGAUGGAUGUAAUGGGGUACAUUGGCUUCAUGAAAGAUAUUCACAAGGAAAUAGACAUGAUUAUUGGACAUUGGCUUGAUGAGCACAUACAAAGAAGGAAAGAUUACCAAGGUAGCUAUGAAGAUGUUGAUUUCAUGGAUGUAAUGCUAUCGAACCUCGCCGAGGGCACUAUUAUCUCCGGCUACACUAGGGAGACUGUCAUUAAAGCAACAGCACUGAUACUACUAUUAACGGGGUCUGAAAGCACCUCCAUCACACUAAUUUGGGCCAUCUCACUACUAUUGAAUCACCCCAAGGCCCUAAAAGCAGCCCAAGAAGAAAUAGACCAACAAGUUGGAAAACAAAGAUGGGUAGAGGAAUCAGACAUCCCAAGCCUACCAUACUUGCAAGUCAUUAUCAAAGAAACACUUCGUAUGUACCCGCCAAGCCCGUUGGCUGGCCCACGAGAGGUGUUGGAAGAUUGCCACAUAGGCGGCCACCUCGUCUCAAAAGGGACCCGCGUAAUCGUCGACAUUUGGAAGGUGCACCGGGACCCAAGGGUAUGGGCCGGGCCAGAUGAGUUUCGGCCCGAAAGGUUCUUUGAUGAGCAUAUUAAUAUUGAUUUUAGGGGGCAGAGUUAUGAGUACAUCCCUUUUUCAGCAGGAAGGAGGGCCUGCCCUGGGAUGAAUUUUGGGUUGCUAGUGGUUCAACUAUCGCUGGCUCGUUUGGUCCAAGGAUUUGAUUUACGGACCGAGGGCGGCGCCCCAGUCGAUAUGUCAGAAGGCUUGGGCCUGGCUAUCCCCAAGGCAACCCCUUUGAAUGCCAUCCUUGCAACUCGUUUGCCCAAGGAGUUGUAUGAUGUCCUGUAAUAGGUGCAUUAACCAGCAUUUUACACAUAAUAUGCGGUAAAGCUUUCUAUGGCUAUACCUACCGUCAUCCAUAAGAUAUUUUCAAAUAUAUAUUGUUAGGACUUAGGUGUAAGUGUGCGUAGUGUUUGUUGUACAUUGAAAAGAAAGUAAUGGGCUUUUAGUUUAUAAUCUAAGCGAAUUAUUUCUUCUA
Messenger RNA from Chenopodium quinoa (quinoa), 2573 nucleotides. Its product is annotated as cytochrome P450 82G1-like. Gene Ontology annotation, biological process: defense response to other organism. Gene Ontology annotation, molecular function: monooxygenase activity; iron ion binding; oxidoreductase activity, acting on paired donors, with incorporation or reduction of molecular oxygen. Lineage: Eukaryota; Viridiplantae; Streptophyta; Magnoliopsida; Caryophyllales; Amaranthaceae. The transcript is spliced from 2 exons. The coding region runs from base 683 to 2383 and encodes 566 amino acids. The record is from RefSeq and is a predicted model, not a curated record.